CGUCGGCCACGUUGCAUAUCCCGGAUACCCUCUCCAAAACCUCUCCUCCUCCACGGAGGCAGCAGCAGCAGCCAGCAAGCCCCCUCCUCCUCCGCUCUUCCCUGGGUAGGUAGUCCCCGCCUCUUCCCCUUCCUUCCACCUCCCUCGCAAUUCCGCAACCGGCGGCACACCGCCGCCGCUUCAGGGGGCAAUGGAGUUCACGGGCGCGACUGUCUCGGCGCCGUUCGGCUGCCGAGCGUUGCGCGGCGGCGGGCAGCGGCCGCUGCGGGCGGCCGGCCUGGCCGCCGAUGGCAGGAGGAGGCGGGCAGCGGGGUCGAAGCCCGGGGCGCAGCAGUGGAGGAACAACAGGAAGGUGAGGUGCGUGGCGACGGAGAAGCACAAGGACAACAAGGCGGCGGCGGCGGGGCUGGGGGUGGAGUUCGCCGACGAGGAGGACUACGUCAAGGGCGGCGGCGGCGAGCUGCUCUACGUGCAAAUGCAGGCCACCAAAGCCAUGGAAAGCCAGUCUAAGAUCGCCUCGAAGCUGUCCCCCAUAGCUGAUGAAACUUCAGUGCUUGAUUUGGUUGUCAUUGGCUGUGGUCCGGCUGGCCUAUCUCUGGCUGCAGAAUCAGCAAAGAAAGGACUCACUGUCGGUCUCAUUGGCCCUGAUCUUCCGUUCACAAACAACUACGGUGUGUGGGAGGACGAAUUUAAAGAUCUUGGUCUGGAGAGCUGUAUCGAGCAUGUCUGGAAGGACACUAUUGUUUACCUAGACCAUAAUGAGCCAAUAAUGAUUGGCCGAGCGUAUGGCCGGGUGCACCGAGACUUGCUACACGAGGAGUUGCUGAGAAGAUGUAAUGAAGCUGGUGUUACAUACCUUAACUCAAAGGUGGACAAGAUAAUAGAAUCUCCAGAUGGACAUCGAGUAGUAUAUUGUGAAAGGGGCCACAAGAUACUUUGCAGGCUUGCCAUUGUUGCAUCUGGAGCAGCAUCUGGUAAGCUUCUAGAGUAUGAGGUUGGAGGUCCACGUGUUUGCGUGCAGACUGCAUAUGGUGUAGAAGUCGAGGUUGAACAAUUCCCGUAUGAUCCCAGCUUAAUGGUUUUCAUGGACUACAGAGAUUGUUUCAAAGAGAAUUUCUCACACCCUGAGGAAGCAAAUCCGACUUUUCUCUAUGCCAUGCCCAUGUCAUCCACACGAGUUUUCUUCGAGGAAACAUGCUUAGCUUCAAAAGAGGCAGUGCCCUUUGAACUUCUUAAGAAAAGGAUGAUGUUUCGGUUGGAUGCAAUGGGAGUUCGUAUCCUAAAAGUAUAUGAGGAGGAAUGGUCCUAUAUUCCUGUUGGAGGGUCCUUACCUAACACCGACCAGAAAAAUCUUGCAUUCGGUGCAGCUGCGAGUAUGGUGCAUCCUGCAACUGGGUACUCGGUGGUCAGAUCUUUGUCUGAAGCUCCAAGAUAUGCUUCUGUGAUAUCGGAUAUCUUACGGAAUCGUGUCUAUUCUGGACAAUAUUUGCCUGGAAGUUCUCAAGACUCCAGUCCAUCAAUGCUUGCAUGGAGAACACUAUGGCCUCCAGAACGGAAACGUCAACGCUCAUUCUUUCUCUUUGGGUUAGCUUUGAUUAUACAACUGGAUAAUGAAGGCAUCCAAACAUUCUUUGAAACCUUUUUCCGUUUACCCAAAUGGAUGUGGCGAGGAUUCCUUGGUUCAACUCUUUCUUCAGUGGAUCUCAUGCUCUUUGCGCUCUACAUGUUUGCAAUUGCGCCAAAUACUUUGCGGAUGAACCUCGUUAGACACCUGCUCUCUGAUCCAACAGGCUCGGCAAUGAUCAAGACCUACCUGGCCUUGUGAAACCAUUUCAAGGGUCCACAGGAAUUCUAGAAAGUGUACAGUUUUGUAGUUGUACAUAACAUAGUUAGAGGAGUCAGGUGUCACUAAGCAUGUUAUAGCAGCAAUUCUCCUUUGUUGACAAUGUCCAUCGGGCAGAUCAAUCUCGCACAAAGGGGAACACAUAUGAUGCGUGUCAAAAAACAACUAGUGGAGUAAAGUGUGGAUCAUGGAUCAUGCACAGUUGAACUGGCCAUUUUUAGGCCAUGUUUCUCGCCUCCAAUUUUA
Brachypodium distachyon (stiff brome) is the source of this 2089-nucleotide messenger RNA. Its product is annotated as lycopene epsilon cyclase, chloroplastic. Gene Ontology annotation, molecular function: oxidoreductase activity, acting on paired donors, with incorporation or reduction of molecular oxygen. Bases 191 to 1825 code for a protein of 544 amino acids. Gene Ontology annotation, biological process: carotenoid biosynthetic process. NCBI's taxonomy places the organism in Eukaryota, Viridiplantae, Streptophyta, Magnoliopsida, Poales, Poaceae. The transcript has 10 exons. The record is from RefSeq and is a predicted model, not a curated record.